Molecule: messenger RNA, 846 nt
Organism: Galeopterus variegatus (Sunda flying lemur)
Lineage: Eukaryota; Metazoa; Chordata; Mammalia; Dermoptera; Cynocephalidae
Gene: RNASET2
Product: ribonuclease T2
Exons: 9
Coding region: 1-690 (229 amino acids)
Biological process (GO): RNA catabolic process
Cellular component (GO): extracellular region
Molecular function (GO): RNA binding; ribonuclease T2 activity
Source: RefSeq, a predicted model, not a curated record
AUGUGUGGCAACCAUGAGUGGAAAAAACUAAUUAUGGUUCAACACUGGCCUGUGACAGUGUGCGAGGAAGUUAAAAACGACUGUAGAGACCCUCCGGAUUACUGGACAAUACAUGGAUUAUGGCCUGAUAAAAGCGAAGAAUGUAAUCGAUCAUGGCACUUUAAUUUAGAAGAGAUUAAGGACCUUUUGGGGGAAAUGAAGCAGUACUGGCCUGACGUAAUCCAUUCAUCUCCUAAUCGCACCCAAUUCUGGAGGCACGAGUGGGAGAAACACGGGACCUGUGCCGCACAGGUGGCCGCCCUCAGUUCCCAGAAGAAGUACUUUGGUAAAGGUCUGGCCCUGUACAAGCAGCUUGACCUCAACAGUAAGCUCCAAAAACUGGGGAUAAGACCAUCUAUCAAUUACUACCACAUUGAAGAUAUUAAAGAUGCCCUUGCCAAUGUGUAUGGAGUGAUACCUAAAAUCCAGUGUCUUCCACCGGAACAGGGUGAGGAAGUGCAGACGAUUGGUCAGAUAGAGCUGUGCAUCACCAAGGAGGACCAGCAGCUGCGGAACUGCACCACACUCGGGGAGCCACCGUCCUCCCUGCAGGAAGUCUGGCCAGUGGAUGUGGCUGCAGCAGACAGGGGUCUGUCGGUCUGCAAGGAUGGCCCAGUCUUUUACCCCCCGCCUAAAAAGACCAAGCAUUGAUGCCCAUUAAUUUUUUAAAUAUUCUGUGUUUUAAAAGCAGGCGAAAUUUACAAACCACUGCUUUCUAAAAAAAACCUCCAAAGUGAAAUCUUAUGUUUUAACUCCUCCUUUAAUAUAACAACAAGCCUUUUUGCUUGUUUUGCUUUUUUUCUUCCA